Messenger RNA from Aspergillus costaricaensis CBS 115574, 702 nucleotides. RefSeq names its product aspartate/glutamate racemase family protein. Lineage: Eukaryota; Fungi; Ascomycota; Eurotiomycetes; Eurotiales; Aspergillaceae. The transcript has a single exon. The coding region runs from base 1 to 702 and encodes 233 amino acids. The record is from RefSeq and is a predicted model, not a curated record. Gene Ontology annotation, molecular function: amino-acid racemase activity.
AUGACAAAAACAGUCGGCUUAAUCGGUGGGAUGUCUUGGCAGACCACAGCGGUAUACUACGAAGCAAUCAACAGCCAUGUCCGUUCUGUCCUCGGCGGCAUUCACUCUGCCAGUCUGCUCAUCAACUCUGUAGACUACGCCGACAUUGGCCAUUAUGUCACCAGCGGAGACUUCAAUGGUAUGAUAAAGAUACUCUCCGAUGCCGGUCAGCAGUUGCAAAACGGCGGGGCACAAUCUUUGGUGUUGUGUGCAAAUGUUGCCCAUAAAGCUGUGGACGCUCUCGAGGACCGAACCGGCCUGCCAGUCUUACACAUCGUUGAUUUUACCGGGCGAGCAAUCGUUGACCAUGGAUUUCGAAAAGUCGGGUUAAUCGCAACUCGAGCUGUCAUGGAGGAGGACUUCUACAAAUCACGACUCGAGAAGCGAUAUGGACUGGAGGUGGUUGUGCCCCGCAAGGAGUUUCGCGAUAAAGUUGAUGGGUAUAUUUUCAAUGAUUUGAGCAAACAGCCAAUUGAGGAAGAAGUGAAAGCUCAAUUUGAAGCAGCUUAUAUCAACUUGGUGGAGGAGCACCAAGUAGAUUGCAUUGCACUGGCCUGCACUGAGCUCAGGCUUGUUUACAAUAUCGAUGAGAUGAGAGUGCCAGCCUUUGAGACUACCUCUCUCCAUGCAAAAGGAAUCGCGGAGUGGGCACUUCAGGUCUAG